Messenger RNA from Penicillium subrubescens, 801 nucleotides. Its product is annotated as 6-phosphogluconolactonase. NCBI's taxonomy places the organism in Eukaryota, Fungi, Ascomycota, Eurotiomycetes, Eurotiales, Aspergillaceae. The coding region runs from base 1 to 801 and encodes 266 amino acids. Gene Ontology annotation, biological process: pentose-phosphate shunt; carbohydrate metabolic process. Gene Ontology annotation, molecular function: 6-phosphogluconolactonase activity. The transcript has a single exon. The record is from RefSeq and is a predicted model, not a curated record.
AUGGUCACCUCCCAACCCCAUCUUUACAGCUUCCCCGACACCGAGACCCUGGCCAAGCAAUUGCGGCCGUACGUCUUGCGCUGUCAAAAUGCCGCCCUCGCCCGCCACAAUACCUUCCGCGUCGCCGUCUCCGGCGGCUCCCUGCCCGUCGUCCUAGCCAAGGCCCUCUUAGCCGACAGCAAUGGCUCCCCCGAAGAUACACCCCAGUUCAGCAAAUGGAAUAUCUUCUUCGCCGACGAGCGCGCCGUGCCCCUCGACGACAAGGACAGCAACUACCUCCUCCUGAAGGACGAGCUGCUCAGCAAAAUCCCCGCGGAGCUCGGUGCUCCGACCAUCCACCCCAUCGACGAGAAGCACGUCCGCGACGGUGACACCCAGGCAUUGGCCGACGUUUACCAGGAGGACCUGAUGCGCUCUUUUGCUGCUAAGGAAAGCGUCAAGCUACCCGUCUUCGACCUCAUUCUGCUGGGCUGUGGUCCUGAUGGCCACACCUGCAGUCUGUUCCCGGGUCACGAGCUCCUGCGCGAAAAGGAUGCCUGGGUGGCUGCCGAGACUGAGUCUCCCAAGCCCCCGCCCAAGCGUAUCACCCUGACCCUCCCUGUGGUCACCUCUGCUUUGAACAUUGCUUUUGUGGCGACCGGUGGGGGUAAGAAGGAAAUCUUGAAGGCCAUCUUCGAUAAUGAGGAGGGCCACAGCUUGCCCUCGGCUCUGGUGAACCAGGGCGCCGGUGAGAAGGUCAGCUGGUUCACUGACCACCCUGCUGUGGAGGGCAUUGCUUUCCCUCGUCGUGGAAGCCUGUGA